Pteropus alecto (black flying fox) is the source of this 2275-nucleotide messenger RNA. RefSeq names its product RALBP1 associated Eps domain containing 2 (gene REPS2). Gene Ontology annotation, molecular function: calcium ion binding; protein binding. The transcript is spliced from 18 exons. The record is from RefSeq and is a predicted model, not a curated record. Gene Ontology annotation, biological process: endocytosis; endosomal transport. The coding region runs from base 1 to 1737 and encodes 578 amino acids. Gene Ontology annotation, cellular component: cytoplasm; plasma membrane. NCBI's taxonomy places the organism in Eukaryota, Metazoa, Chordata, Mammalia, Chiroptera, Pteropodidae.
AUGUAUCAUGUGAUGGACAUUCGAAUAAUCACAGAACUAUGUGGUGCCAAGCGGGUUGGUUAUUUUGGUCCAACACAGUUUUACGUUGCCUUGAAAUUAAUUGCUGCAGCACAGUCUGGCCUCCCUGUGCGCAUAGAGAGCAUUCAGUGUGAAUUGCCGCUGCCUCGCUUUAUGAUGUCAAAGACUGAUGGUGAGAUACGAUUUGGGAACCCAGCCGAGCUGCAUGGAACUAAGGUUCAGAUUCCAUAUUUAAUCUCGGAAAAAAAUACCUUCAAAAGAAUGGAUGAUGAGGAUAAACAGGAAACACAGUCUCCCACGAUGUCACCCCUCGCCUCCCCUCCUUCUUCCCCGCCUCAUUACCAGAGGGUGCCCUUGAGCCAUGGCUACAGCAAACUGCGGAGCAGCACGGAGCAGAUGCAUCCAGCUCCAUAUGAAGCUAGACAGCCUUUUAUUCAGCCUGAGGGACCCUCAUUGGGGGGCCAAGGAGCCAAGCCCCCUCGUCACCAGGCUUCCCUUAUCCGGUCUUUUUCAGUGGAGAGAGAACCACAGGAUAACAACAGUAAUUACCCAGAUGAACCCUGGAGGAUAACAGAAGAGCAGCGCGAGUACUAUGUCAACCAGUUUCGAUCCCUUCAGCCCGACCCGAGUUCCUUCAUUUCAGGUUCAGUGGCCAAGAACUUCUUCACUAAAUCAAAGCUUUCCAUUCCAGAACUCUCCUAUAUAUGGGAACUUAGUGAUGCUGACUGUGAUGGUGCCCUGACCUUGCCUGAGUUCUGUGCUGCAUUUCAUCUCAUUGUGGCCCGGAAGAACGGCUAUCCACUGCCGGAAGGCCUCCCUCCAACUCUGCAGCCUGAGUACCUACAAGCAGCUUUUCCUAAGCCCAAGUGGGAGUGUGCUUUAUUUGAUUCUUAUUCUGAGUCAAUGCCAGGAAACCAACAACCCCGUGACUUGAAUCGGAUGGAGAAGCUCUCUAUUAAAGACAUGGAUGACUUUCCUGUUCCAACGCAAGAUGUGACUGGUGAUGACAAACAAGCUUCGACAAGUACUACGGAUGAAGCCUUACCAAAGGAAAUAUCUGAAGAUCCAGCCACUCCUAAGGAUUCCAACAGUCUCAAAGCAAGACCAAGAUCCAGAUCUUACUCUAGCACCUCCAUAGAAGAGGCCAUGAAAAGGGGCGAGGACCCUCCCACCCCGCCACCGCGGCCACAGAAAACCCAUUCCAGAGCCUCCUCCUUGGAUCUGAAUAAAGUCUUCCAGCCCAGUGUGCCAGCCACUAAGUCAGGAGUGUUACCUCCACCACCUGCACUCCCUCCGAGACCUUGUCCAUCACAGUCUGAACAAGCAUCUGAGGCUGAGUUACAUCCGCAGCUGAACAGAGCCCCGUCACAAGCUGCAGAGAGUAGUCCAACAAAGAAGGACAUAACAUAUUCUCAGCCCCCAUCAAAGCCCAUCCGUAGGAAAUUACGACCUGAAAAUCAAGCUACAGAAAACCAAGAGCCUUCUACCACCAUUGGUGGGCCAGCUUCUGUAACAACCAUGAAGCCCCAUCCAACAGUUCAGAAACAGUCUUCCAAGCAGAAGAAGGCUAUUCAAACUGCUAUCCGCAAAAAUAAAGAGGCAAAUGCAGUGCUGGCUCGGUUGAACAGUGAACUCCAACAGCAGCUCAAGGAGGUUCAUCAAGAACGGAUUGCAUUGGAAAACCAAUUGGAACAACUUCGUCCAGUCACCGUUUUGUGACCCCCAAGAUCCAAGUAAUAUUGGUGACCUUUUCUGCCAGGAUCUUCCCUUCGAAUGUUUCAAUCCAACUACUUGUCAUAGAUGUCUGACUGUGUCAAAAGCUGUGAGCAGCGGAAUAGAAUCCAUGUCAUCUUUUCUGUUGUACUUCUAUGUUUUACUGUGGUGGAAAAAAUACAACUGAUUAUCACACAUGAAAUUGUAAUUAUCAGUGGAAUUUCUUUCCCAUUCUUAAGUACUUUCUCAAGGUGUUAGAUGUUGCUCCUUACCAAAAAUUGGUCUUCUAGCAAAUAACAAUUUAGAGCAUUAUUUAUUUAAAGAAUUUAUGAUUUGUACAAAACCUUAUAACCCAGUACCUUCAGGAUGCUUGUUUUAGUUUUAUAUGUAUAUCAUGUACAGUAGGUUGGUUUCCUGAGUAAUUGGAAUUCUAACUGGGUAGUCUUUGGCAUGAUGAUAAUAAAAACUAAAACUAAAAUAAAACAAAAGCAUCAUAUUUAGAUUGGCGCUUGCCCUCCACCACCAUAUGCCAAAAAUUGCUUCU